Molecule: messenger RNA, 3297 nt
Organism: Cylindrotheca closterium
Lineage: Eukaryota; Bacillariophyta; Bacillariophyceae; Bacillariales; Bacillariaceae
Source: the annotation of a GenBank genome assembly
AUGAAUACUGUACAACAACUUCAAGCCGUUCCUCCGCUUGCAGUUGAUUAUGACACCGAAGCGGCAUCUCAGCCAACACUUCCACCAAGAUCGAAAGACGAUCAUAUGAUUGCUAAUAGGGACACGACGGACAAGUUCGCUUCUACAAAGUCCAACAGUUGUCGUACCAUAAUAUUCUCUGUGCUCUUUGUCCUUUUGGCCAUGGCAGCCACAGGUGUUGUUGUUUGGUUUGUCAUGGAUUCCAAAAUCCAAACGCAACAACGACCAAUGGAAGCGGAUAACGUUCCGUCCCAGCAACCUCAUAGCUCUCCUCCUAUUACCCCGCCUGUUGCUCCAUCAUCAUCACCAACGACGAUAACUGAUGAUCUACUACCACCACCAUUGGAAAUCAGUGACAGUCUGCCUCUUUCCAUGUGCAUGGGAGAUUGUGACGAAGAUACGGAUUGUGGACCUGAUCUCGUGUGCUUUCAACGAAGUCCGAAUACCCCAGUUCCUGGAUGCUCAGGGGGUAUACAAGAUGACAGCAACUCGGACUAUUGCAUUCCCGUCGAGCUGCCUUCUUUGGUGGUUGUCACUGACACGGCGUCUCCGCUCGGACUGUGUGAGGGAGAUUGUGAUUCCAAUGACGACUGUGCCGAUGGAUUGAGUUGCUAUCAGCGAUCGGAAUUUGAAUUCGUACCUGGAUGUUCUGGUGGUUUGACCGAUGUUAGUCGAACAGAUUAUUGCGUUCCCAGCUCGUUGGUUCCAGAAACCUACAUGAUGUCUUUGGGCAAGAAUAAUAAUAAGCUCUUUGGAAAUCCAGAUGAUAAUUUUGGAGCGGCCGUGAGUUUGUCGCAAACGGCAGUCCCUCGUCUCAUGGCGGUGGGAGCUGUGGAUCGUGGCUCCACCGGCUAUGUCAAUAUUUAUCAUUUCAAUAAUGAUACCACUACUACAGCAGACGACGAUAAUUGGGUCUUGAGUGCCACCAUCCAAGGCGACGAAAUCGGUGCUAACUUUGGCAAUGCGGUUGCCAUGUCGGGGGAUGGAACACAUGUUGCGGUUGGCAUGCCCGAGGGCCAACAUGGCGGACGAGUACAGGUAUUCCAAUUAUACAUUAGCAACAACAACAACAACAACAACAGCAGCAACCGUUCCAACGAAAUUGGCUGGAACCAAGUGGGCAGUGACAUUACUGUAGGUGGUCCACAGGACUCUGGUGGAUAUGCCGUCUCACUUUCCGAGGAUGGAAGCAUUCUGGCUGUGGCAAAACGGUACUACUUUCAGACUUACAAGAGAAACAAUGAUGAUGAUUCGUGGAUUGCUCUUGGGUCGCAAGUGGACAUUGGAUCCUUUGGACAAGACGCCAUUUCACUCUCUAGCGAUGGCAAUAGAAUCGCAGUGAAUGGCAAGCCGGAUGAUGUAUUCCCUCCCGAUGGAUACGGCCGCGUCUAUGAAUUAGUCAAUGAUGGCACGGAAUGGACUCAGGUUGGCCAGACCUUGGGUGAGUUGACCCUUUAUGACUCGUUUGGAUUGGACAAUACCGACAAGGCGUCUACUUCCCUCUCUGGUGAUGGUACCACUGUCGCCAUGUCGUGCAUUGAUCGACUCGCUGAAAAUAGCUAUGUGCAAGUGUACCGGGAUAAUAUGGGAGACGACUCUCAACAAUGGACACCCUUGGGCGACCCGAUCUUGAGCAAAUUGAACGAGUACGCUCCGGCCUCGAUUGUUGAGAUUAGUAAGGAUGGUGAAGUAUUAGCUAUUGGAGACUACGAAUUGGGACGAGUGCGAUUGUAUGAAUUUGACAACAGACUCGGUCAGUGGAUCCUUGUUGGUCAAGUCCACUCUGAAAAUGAGGAUGACCAGUUGGGCAUCGCAUUGUCGCUAGCUGGUGGGAGAGGAGAAGCGUACCUGGCAAUUGGAGGCCCCAACAAGAAACAUGUCCUUGGCAAUCCUGGUUUUGUCACCACCUACAAGACCGUCUUUGGCAUUCGCCCCGAUCCAACCUUUGCACCGUCAAACGCCCCAACCGAAUGGGUUGAUGGAGGGGCAAAUGGUCUGUCUAUUUUUUCUCAGAGUCCAGAGUACGUGUGGUCCGGCGAACAGAUCAAUGACAGCAAUGACAUUGCCGGAAAUUCAGUGGCAGUGUCUGGAGAUGGAAUGGUCUUUGCGUUCGGCCUCAAGAGUGAAAAUUCUGUCAACAGAGUCAUUGUUUACCAGGACGAUGGCGAAGGGGGUCGGGACUCGCGCCCGCAGCUUUCGGGAUUGCAGAGUGGUGAUGAUUUUGGACAUUCCAUUGCCCUGUCUGGUGAUGGCCUCGUAAUGGCAGUUGGAAUACCAAAUAGCAGUAUCGUUGGAACAGUGGCAGAAGGGGCUGGAAGUGUCCAAGUUUACUUGUUUGAUCCUACAGGAAGGACUUGGACUCCAAUGGGCGAUGCCAUUGUUGGCUCUGUACUCCAAGAAUCGGGAAGAUUUGGUCAUUCCGUUUCGUUGAACGAUAAUGGUGACAUUCUUGCCGUUGGUGCACCACUUGCAACAAGAGUGUCGAUCUUUCGAUUUGAGAACAAUGAGUGGGUGAAGAUGGGUGGCGAUAUCACUGUUUCAGAGUACAGGGCGGCAUGGCACGGAUGGAGCGUAUCGUUGUCAAGUGAUGGUUUGGUUGUAGCUGUGGGUGGUCCAACCAACCAAGACACCAUGGACGAAGCUGGUGCUUGUCGCAUCUACGAGUUUGUCAACAACAACUGGCAACAAAGAGGUCAGGCAAUACUUGGCGGGCAGCGCCAUGGUCUGUUGGGUACAUCUGUCUCUUUGUCUGGUGAUGGCAGCGUUGUGGCAAUGGGUGCGAUGAACUAUGAGCUGCCCGAGGCGUAUAGCAACAAGGAAGACGAAGUGUUUCACUACGGCCUAAAUGCAGGCGCAGUGUUUGUUUUUGAGUAUUCCCCAGAGGGCAAUUGGACGCUUCUUGGAAAACCAAUCUUUGGAAAUGCCGCUUUUGAUCGUUUUGGGAGGAGUGUUUCGCUCACGAAGGAUGGGAAAAAGUUAGCAAUCGGUGCUCCAGAGCAGGGAGAGGGAGGCCAAGUCCGUCUUUUUGUUUUUGAUGAAGAACACUCGUACUGGGAUCAAAUAGCAGAUGUGGAGCGAUACGAUGCCUAUGAUGAUCAAGGAAAAAAUGCCGGUUUUGGGACAUCUGUUGACUUGGUAGAUACUGGUGCCAAUGGCCUGAAAAUGAUGGUUGGUGCUCCGAGGACGAGAGCAAGAUAUGGUGAGAGGCUCGGUCUCAUACCAAAGUAUGUCGGAGAAGUCUGCAUUUAUGACGAGUAG